Molecule: messenger RNA, 1883 nt
Organism: Zalophus californianus (California sea lion)
Lineage: Eukaryota; Metazoa; Chordata; Mammalia; Carnivora; Otariidae
Gene: C8H20orf204
Product: chromosome 8 C20orf204 homolog
Exons: 4
Coding region: 1187-1705 (172 amino acids)
Source: RefSeq, a predicted model, not a curated record
GCCUGUAUCCCGCAGAGAAAGCCUCCUUGGGACUCUGUGAGGAGGACCUGGGCAGCUCCUGUUUUGGGAACAGCUGGGAUAGGCUCUCCUGGUGACCCUCUGGGUGGGGGGCAUUGCAUAGGUCUGCCCACCGGGGAGUGCACACAGCAGGCUCAGCUUCCUAGAGUGCCUCCCAAAGUGUGUUGCUACGGGGUCACUGGGAGGCUCCUUGGGUGUGCGUUCGUGUGUUCAAGGGAAAUGUUACUGGAAGAGAUUUUCUCACAUUUGCACGUGAAUUUAUUUUUGCUAAUUUAUAAUCAGUUUUGUUCUAAAGCACUUGUAACUGCCCUCAUCCCUGGAUUGACAAAUGCAUAACCUGGGAAGCGUAUUUUCACUGUGGACGUUGUGUGAGGACAAAGUCCUUCCUUAGGCUGUGGACCUCUGUAUGUGUGUCGGGCUGGAAACCAGCGGAUCCUCUUAGAAGGGUUGUGUUGGCCUCAGCUGCAGGCAUGUGGCCAGAGGCCAUGGGUUGCCGGGAGGCCGUGGGCCAGGGAGAGGAGAUGCUACUUAUUCCAUGUGGUGUGGAGAAGAGUAAGCUGGCCGCUGUCCUCACAUGUUCAUGUACAAGAAGAUUCCAGAGCGGCCCCUGGGUGCCUCUGGGUGUCCCGUGACACCGAUGAGGGGGCCUGUGGUGGGGCUCAGUCACUGACCCACGGCUCGGCCCUCCCCAGGCAGCCCAGGUUGGGGAGCGCUUGCCUCCACGGCAGCAUCCAGGGCACGGGCAGCUUUGCCUGGAGAGGGCAGGCCCUGCCAGGUCCACCUCUGACAUUCUGGGAGCCACAAGGACACUGCCAGCCCAGAGCGGGCAGCAGACCAUCCGUGUGGCCUGGAUCCCACUCACAGACUGUGGAUCUGGAAAUGCUUCCUCUGCUUCUCACCCUGAGUUGGGCUAGGCCUGAGAAGUGGUGCCAGGAGGCUCACGGGGUCUUCACUGAGCCUUAGAGGAGUCUCCGUUGAUCUCUCGGAGGAGACGGGAGGGAUCCUGCCUGUUACACUGAAGAGGGAGUCCUGAAGCUUUGAGGAGCUUGAAAACCAGCCCGUUCCUAUACAGACAUAGAAACCAAGGCCCCUGCAGGAGCAGUGACUCGGCCACAGUCAGGUGCCUCCCAAGCCUGCACUCUGGGCGCUCCUGCUGGCUCUGCUGGGGAUGGCCCCUGGCCAGGCAGGGCUCCGCACCUGCAGCGUCCCUGACGUGCUCCACCACUACCGAGCGGUCAUCUUUGAGGACCUGCAGGCCGCUGUGAGGCAGGGUGGGCCAGGGGCACAAUGGACUGGGCCAGGCUCCCAACACCUCCAUUUCAUUCAGAAAAACCUGACUGGACCUGCAGCCCCUGGAUGGCGGGGUCGGGUGGGAGCUUCCUGCAGUGCCCAGAAGGAGCACAGUAUCCUACUGUCCAUUGCGUCCCUGGGUCGGACCCUGCGCAGGGUGGUGGCCCGGGGCCGCCGCGGGGCACUGGAGAAAGCAGCGUGGACCGUAGCCUUGCGCACCGAGGCGGUGAUGCGGCGCCACUGCUGGAUGCUGCGCCAGCGGAGCCGGUGGCCCGAGAGGCGCCCUCCCCGGCGUCGCGGCAGCCGGAGGAGGCUCCUACUGCGCGCCCUGGACGCCGUCGCCACCUGCUGGGAGAAGCUCUUCGCGCUGCGCGCGGCGGCCACGGAGGGCGCCUAGCGCGCUUCCUGCGCGGGCCCGAGAACAGCCGGCGGGGCCGCGGAGCCUGGGAACGAGCUUCGUUAGGUGACGACCGCGUUCUCUCCCUCUUGGCUCACCGCUGGGUCCCGGCCCCUCCCUUGUCGGAGCCCGCGCUCCUCGGAGGGCCCUAGACCUGGAGGUGAUGCUCCGGGCGCCA